AUGACCUUCCCCAAAAAAGAUAUCCCUUGCCUUUCUUAUCAUCAUGCAAAUAUUAUAUCCUUCAAAGCCUUCGGAACCCUGCUCCAGAGUUAGCUCAAGAUUCGCUGCACGGUCGCUCGUUCAGCGAUCCUCAAGUUUUUCUCUUUCUCUGGGAUACCAAAGUGGGUAGUUGGUCAAAAACACCAUACGCAAAGACGGAGCGCAUCAAAGACACAUUAAAUCCGUGUUCGUCAACGCAUUCAAUUGACUAUCGUUUCGAGACAGAGCAACGUCUUAGAUUUGCUGUCUAUGAUAUUGAUGACAAAAACAGCGACAAAUUUUCGGAUCAGGAUUACCUUGGAGAAGCCACUGUCGACUUGGCUUCCAUUGUGACGGCACGUGGAGGUCAGAUAGGGUUCAAAUUCAUUGCUUCAAUGGGUACGAUCAUUAUUCAAGCUGAGGAACUGAAGUCUUCUAAAACGUAUUCAGCGCGGAACGAGAACGGGACAUAUUCGCCUGUAUACGAUCCAAGGUGCGGGAAGAUGACGAUGAAUCCUAUUUGGGAUCCAUUUUCAAUCAAGGAGAGUGUUCUUAACAAUGGAGAUCCUAAUAGAUCAUUACGAAUCCAGGUCAUGAGCCACAAGGAAAAUGGAACCCAUACAAUCAUUGGAACGACGCCUGUUUUCACGACUGCGGAUUUGAGCCGUUACAGCUUUCCCCACACAGUCCCUAUCCCGCCUAUGACAGGAACAUCUUCAUUGACUAUUACCAACUUUUCUAUUACAACUCCACCAUCAUUCAUGGAUUUCAUGAUUGCGGGCGGGACUAUAGGUCUGAUAGUUGCAAUUGAUUUCACUCAGAGCAACGGUGAUCCUCAAAAUCCAAGUUCGCUACAUUUCAAGUCUCCCACAGGCGACAAUGAGUAUACUCGGGCAAUCCGCAGUGUGGGAAACAUUCUGCAGUUCUAUGAUUCAGAUAAAAAUUUCCAGAUUCAAGGCCAAGUCAACCAUGCCUUUCCGCUAAAUGGCAACCCAAGCAACCCUGAAGUUAAUGGCGUAGAAGGUAUCCUCAAUGCAUAUUGGAAUGCUCAUUCGUUCGUUGAAUUGUGGGGCCCAACGAACUUUACGCCUGUGAUUUCUGAGGCCACAACGAUUGCCAAGAAUAGUGAGCCCUACAAUUAUACUGUUCUUCUGAUCCUCACAGAUGGAGCCAUUACUGAUAUGAAUGACACUAUUAGCGCGAUUCAGAAAGCAAGCAAACACGCAAUAUCGAUCAUCAUUGUUGGCGUCGGAAAAGCAGAGUUUGGAAAGAUGGACGCUCUGGACGGAGACGUUGAAACUUCUUCUGUUCGCAGCAAAAAGAGCCGUGAUAUCGUCCAGUUUGUGGCCGCACGUGACUUCCCUCCUCACCUUGAGUAUGGACUUGCGCAAGCAUUGUUGGCGGAGCUUCCAGAUCAGUUUGUGGCGUACAUGACCAUAAAUAAUAUUAAACCUCCGCCGGUUGUCCUCGGGUCUGUCCCCAUGCCUAUGGGUUCACACAUGGUUGACACUGUUCCUACACAUCCUAUGAUUGCACCAGGUCGGUAUCCUCCGUCAACUAUAUAUCCACCACCCUUUAUGUCCGGAGCUUCAGGUUACGCUCCAGGAUAUCCUUCUCCAGCCGGGCCACCACGUCCUGAUUUUUACCCUAGUCGUUCUCCUUCGCCAGUUUUCCGAGCUUAUGGUACUAGUCCACCUACGCAUAUCAACCAUCCAAGUCAUGAGAAUUCUGCACAAUCUCUUCAGCAACCACGAGCUCCUGGUGCCCCACAGACUGCCCUGCCCUCCGAUGAGGCAAAUGGCAAGCAUUAGCCAAGUCAAGAGCGAUUCAUCCAAGGCCUUGUAACUCUAGUAUCUUAAACUGCAUCUUUCCAAUAAUAAGUAGG
Messenger RNA from Lobosporangium transversale, 1903 nucleotides. Its product is annotated as Copine-domain-containing protein. Gene Ontology annotation, molecular function: calcium-dependent phospholipid binding. Gene Ontology annotation, cellular component: plasma membrane. Gene Ontology annotation, biological process: cellular response to calcium ion. The transcript has 11 exons. The annotation marks the transcript as partial. NCBI's taxonomy places the organism in Eukaryota, Fungi, Mortierellomycota, Mortierellomycetes, Mortierellales, Mortierellaceae. The record is from RefSeq and is a predicted model, not a curated record.